UAGCGGAGAGGGGACUUGGUGGUAAGAGCCACCCGGCCAGCGAUGGCUUCCCUCAGGCAGGAGCACCUCUACGGGCUGACGUGUGGAAAGAUCAGUAAAAGCAGCCCCAACAGGACAUUUUACCACGUCAAGCUCACCGACAGCGCCAUUCGAGCCCUCGAGGCUUACCAGAACCUGAAGGCUAAUUUACCAAGUGAGCCGUUGAUCAGUUUCAAGGGGAGUCAUGGGUACAUCAAGCUGCCAGCUCCUACAGCAGAGUCGCCCAAUGCUCUUCGCGUCUUCUCCUUCUACCUAUCCAGCGAUUGCAAAGACCAACCACAGGCCAGCUUUGACUGCAUCCAUCAAUAUGUUUCAAGUGACGGCCGUGAACAGCUGGAAGGUCAAGGGGUCAUCCAGGACAAGAUCACCGUGUGCGCCACCGAGGACUCCUACCAGAUGACCCGUGAGAGGAUGUCUCAAGUGGAGAAGGAUAGCUGGAGUCGCUCCGCCAUCGAGAUCAAACCGGGAGUCUCACACCCCAGCAAAAGCAUCAAGUUCCAAAAGAAGCCACCUCUUCCAUCUGCAUCAGACGGCGGCUCUUGCAAACCUCCCGUAACAAGCCGGUGGAGCGGCAGCAUGUCCUCGGUCAACCAGAAGUCCCUCAGGGAGCGCAUCAUUCACCUGCUGGCUCUCAAGCCUUACAGGAAGCCAGAGCUGCUGUUGUGGCUGGAGAGGGAACGUGUCGCGUCCAAGGACAAGGCAGAGCUUGGAGCCAUACUGGAUGAGGUAGCAAAGGUAAACCUCAAAGACAGCAGCUACAUGUUGAGAGACGACUUCUACAAGCAUGUGCGAAGGGACUGGCCCAGCUACAACGAGGAGGAGCGGCAGCUGGUCAGCAAGUUGUUGUCACGGAAGUUACAGCCUCAUGUCAACGGCCAAUCAAAGAACCCCCAAGCCAAUGGAUCAAUACUGAUGACGCCGGAGGACAGAACACUACAUCACAGCAUCGCAAAGAACCCAGUAGUGAAGCGCUCCAUACAUUCUGAUUCCCUACCAGCUUUGGCCACAAAGCGACAAAGACAAAGUGAUCACAGAAUGCAGCAGCAGCCGGCUACCAAUGGACACAUAAACAAUAAGAAAGUGCAUGGUAAUGCACAUCCCUGUUUCCACUCACACAAGACUGAUUUACCGGGGACUCAUAACACAACGGGCAAUUAUGACGGCUCGCCAGGAGGGCAACACUGUUCUCCUCUAACUUACCAAGUGUUGAGUAUCUCUGAUGUGUCCGGCCAACACGGAACCAACGCUAUAAACCACAAUCAACCACGAGUUCAGUUGGACGGGGCUCAGCCGCCGCAACAGCAGCAGCAAAGAAAGAAGAAAUCCAAAAAGCACAAAGAGCGGGAGAGGUUAAAAGACAAGCAGGACAGCGGAUGGUCAGAGAGCAGUCCUGAUCUCAAGCAGAACCAGGACAAACUUGGGAAUUGUGACAUAACAAAUGACAUGGACUCCAAGGAGAAGCCUGAUUAUGCGCUCAUGUAUGUAAGAGUCACAACCUUGGAGCAACGUCAGCAGUACCAGGAGGAUUUCAGCGCCGAGUACAACGAAUACAAAGACCUCCACACCCGAAUAGCCACCAUAACGCACAUGUUUGUUCAGCUUGAGGCCAAAAUCAAGAGCAUGUCACCCGGCAGUAAAGAACACAAGGUAAUGGGAGAUCAAAUAUUAGAAAAAUACAACAAGUAUCGAAAGAAGUUUCCAGGCUACCAAGAAGAGAAGAAGCGCUGUGAAUAUCUACACCAGAAACUGUCCUUUAUCAAGCAGCUCAUCAUGGACUACGAUGUAACGCGGGCAUCCUCGUAGCGAUUGCUCUCCCUUCCGUGCUAACAGGGAAGACGUGUAACACUCAUGGACAUUAAUCACUUUCAAGAUGAUUUCAAUGAGGCCCCGAACAGGGAUCGUACAAAUAGUCUUACAUUUUUAAGCAGGUUACUUGUAAAGUAAGAAAGACAAACACUGAACAGCAUCAACUUCCAAAUGCACAUGAGAGUGCCGUCCUUUGUGACCCUGCAAGAAAGCCUCGUGGUCCGCUGCUUAGCUAGUGCCUCCUGUUCUCUGCUGUAGCAUUGACUUUUGUGUUAAUUUAUCUUUUAACCAAAGUUGAUUUCCUCUGGUUCAGCAUCAUAUUUAUAUAGUUGUACACACCCUCCAUCUAUCUGAUUGCAGCUGACUUUGAAUUAGAUUUCUUGCUUAAAGCUGCUGCCCCCUGCCCCAAUGCACUUGAUUAUUAAGUAUUUAUUCAGCACAGCCUUUCAGUUUUGACUUAAAUUGGUUGGUGAAUGUUUGACGUUUCUCGCUCAUUCAGUGACGUGACAGAGUAUUUUUCUUGGAACUGCUGAUGUAUUUAUUUUAAGGCAGCCUUCUUCCGUCCUCUAAUGCGGGCCUUUUUGUAGAUUAAGGCAUGGGGGUCACAUGACAUCUUAUCCAAACACAGGGAAAGAAGAGAGGGAGCGGAGUAACCUUUAGCCUUAUGUAACUUACUUAUACACUUCCUGUAAAAGCUGGCAUUUUUUCCACUUUUUUCCCCACUCGCUGUUUUGUAGAAACAGCACGUCCUCGCAAUUUUCCACCUAAAAGGGGUUAGUUUUAGGGCCGUAAAAGAUAGGGCAGCGGCUGUGUAAACGACUACUGCGAUAUUAGGACAUGGGUGUUACAUUUUGAUGCCAAGCUAAUCCCGUUCUGUUCUGUUGAAAUAAAUUGCCACUGUGUGACAAGUUACAUGUACUGUAUAUUGUCAUUUAAGUAUGUGUUUACCAGGUGAAAAUGCACGGAGCCAAAGUCGGAUAUUGUGUCGUUACGUAGUUGCGGAAAUACGACACUUUGCAGGGUUCUUUCUGUGUUAAAGGUGAAGGAGGAUCUUCUGUGAUGUCUCUGACUUUUCACUCUGCGUGAAAGGGUUUUUUAAGAGAGCAAUACAACAAAUUUGUGCGUACCUGAUUUUGUGUGUCAGGGUGUUAUUACACACUCUUGAUAUCCGUAAGACGUCUUUCAUAUCAACUCUGUAUUUCAUCUCGGGCUGUCUUCAUAUAGUCGAAGAUGUGAUUCAGAGGAGUUUGAUUUCACUAUUUACCCCGCAGGGAGGAAGGCAAGUUAAUACCUGCUUUGGCCUGGCAUAUAUCAGGUGUGUUGGAAGGAUACAUCGAUUGCGUUCAUCACCAUGUCGUCUUUAAAUAUUAAUAAAAGACUCUUGUGUCCAGACAAGUAGUUUUUAGAAAGUAAGAGAGUGUUGCUUCCUGGUGUGAUGUCACGUUAUCAGCUAGCUAUGUAUUGAUCGCUCACAUCCCUAACUCUAUAACAGUGGUUCUCAAACUUUUUUCCCCCCAAGAAUCACCUCAGAAAAAAACUUGGCUCUCCAAGCACCACCAUAAUGGCUGACCCCACAUUAAAAUACAGCAGCGUCGUAGGCCUAGGUAUUCAUUAAAACAAGCCAGAAGUUUUAUUUAACAAGUACAUUUUAUAUUUUUGGCUUCGGUAACAUUAAACACAGUUUAAAUAUAGAAAAAUAAAAUACUGUACUUAAAUCAAGUGAUUAUUUGGUGUAACACUAGUGGUAUGCGUACCACAGUUUGAGUAUCACGGCUCUAUAUAAUCUUUUUGUCUGCAAAACAAUAUUUUACUAGUAGUGUUGGGAGGAUGUUUCUAAAUAGGUGACGUGAUUGAGGCUCGUCGGGACGCGCUGCCAUCAGACACGAAGCUCGCCGAGGCCAUGAGGUGUAGCGAUUUUUUUUUGCAAAGGUAACAACCCUUUCAUUUGUUUGCAUACGGAAACGUUAUGAUUUUUCUUUCUCUAUUUAAUCAAGUGUGAUAUGUCCCCUUGAUGCUGCACCUUAUAGAGCCGAAAACCUCCCCGACACCAUGUUUAACGCCACCUUUUUUGAGAUAAAUAAAAAAAGUCGCAAAUUACAUUUUGAUUUUGUUCACUUAACUGAAAGACUACUUUUAAUAUGUAUUAACUUUAGGAAAUUCACUGUAUAACGCAAGUGAUAGAGCACAUCCAGCACGUUACUGACACCUAGUGACCAGUCAGUAUACACAAAUACUUGUCUGUCUAUUUUUAUUAUUUAAAUGCCGUGGAUUCGACUGAUAGUUGUAGAGGGCAAAGUCUAACAAUUCAGUUUUGACUUUGAAAAAAACAGUGGUGGGCCGUCAGGGCCAGCAAGGCCUUCUCUGCUGGCCUAACAUAACCAGAAAUCAUGAUCAUAAUUAAAGAUAAAAUUAAAAAUGUUUACCGUAUUUUUCGGAGUAUAAGACGCACCGGAGUAUAAGUCGCACCUGCCGAAAAUGCAUAAUAAAGAAGAAAAAAAACAUAUAUAAGUCGCACUGGAGCCCGGCCAAACUAUGAAAAAAACUGCGACUUAUAGUCCGAAAAAUACGGUAUUUACUUUCCCUAAAUAUCUACAAGUAUUCAUAUUCUCUUCAUGUCAUAUUAUGCUCCUUCCAGUGGUGUUGUUUCUCGGAUAGAGUUUUUAUUCUUCAGAAUCAACAAUGCGUCUGUGCACUAUAAGUGAACGGGCACAUACAGUUGAUAGAUAAUUGCGAUAGCCAAUUAGAUCACAAGUUGUCAGUAAGGCCUUCUAGCUGGCCUCACGUUGGACGUGACAUUUACGCGUCCUGUGAUUGGAUACUCACUGGUUUGAGCCGCGGCGGUGCUAUGCAGAUCAGCAGAGCCACACCCGUUAGCGGAUGAAUUUAAUGUAAACGAACAGAACACAUACAGUUGAUAGACAGUUGCGAUAGCCAAUCAGAUCACAAGUUGUUGAGAGUAGCCUAUCUAGGUAGCCUGACGUUAACGAGACUGAUUAGAUACUUUAGUAUCCAAUCACAAGUUGCAAUUUACUGAAGCAGGAAGUGUUGCACCGUAGCCGAGCAGAGAAAUCACCAAUACUCACUUUUUUAACCCACAAAGAAGGAGAACAAAACGUUGAUUAGGUGGCAGAUAUAUAUUUGCAAGGCCAUUUUCAAGAAGGAUAUUUAAAGAGAAACUACAUCUUGUGAAACAACAUCAGCCAACCCCGGAAGCUAGCUCAGCUGUCCCGGUGUUGAAAUGGGGAAAUGCCCGCCAUUUCCACUCGAAUCAACCGACUACGAGUGGUACCAUUGGCUUAUACUGCGUUGAAUGGGUGCUACAAAUUGUGAGUUUUGACACUACCACAUAAGUUAUCUUUUAAUAGCUGAUCCGGGUUUAUUGAUUUUUAAAUGCGCCAGAAAAUAGCCCGUUUUGUACACUAUUGAGGUGGUUCAAUGACCAGUAGUGCGUAAAUGUGUUUCUGUAUAGUAUUUCUCCAGCAAUGGUGAUAUAAAUGAUGGUAUUUUGAGAGGUAAUCAUUGAAGUCUGACACCACUGAAGGCCUAGGUGGGAAACGUAUGGCCCGCCACUGGAAAAAACAUAGUUGAAGACAGCCCUAAUUUGAACACAGCAUUCGAUGGGAGGGUGUGGUGUAUAAAUACUUGACAGAGCCACAAUAGCUUAUACACCACGGGAGAGGAGAGGUUUGUACCCGCCUCUGUUACGGCUCUGACGCUACCUCCAAAAGUGGAAAAUUGCCCUGAUCGUUGUUGCCUUUUUUACAAAACGGCGACAUGAAAAAAAAAUGCCAGUUUUUCUCUCAUUCACAUUUCAGAAGAAUUCCAGAAUGACCCAUUGGAUCUUUUUAGAUGGUACUGUCUGUGAGUGACGUUCUUUUAUAUAUUGUCAUAUAUUUGAGUCCGAUAGAGACAAAAAAGGGGGUUGCAAUGUAUCAGGUAGUGAUGGUUGAGUCAUGGAAUAAUGAAGCCAUAUUGGUUAAUUAAAUCAAAGCAUAUGCAUUUGCUUUACAUAUUGCAGUACUGUUUUUUUCACUGUCUUCCAGUAAUUGAUCAGAACCCUUUGUAAUAUUUUCACUCUUAUCCUGGUUGUUUUUGCACUUAAUUUGGAAUUUGGAAGAAGGGCCAAACACCAGCAAUAAGACUUUGUUGUGUUAUAUUUAAGUUAAGUUUAAGCUUUCUCGUGCAUGAAUUGAUAUAAUUCUAAUGUUAAUACAUGAAAAUUGUCUAUAUUUAAUGUGUGUACCCUACAGUCACACUUUCAAAAUUGGAAAACAAACGUUACAAAAAUUGCAUUUUACUGAAGAUAACUCGCAUCUAGCUUUUAUUGAAGAAUAACCUGACAAAUGAUUUAAUCUAUUACUGGAAGUGUUAUUGUAAAAAGAGUGAAUGAGGUUUCACAAUGUGCACUGGACUGAUGAAAUUAUUCAUAAUGAAUUUCAUUUAUAAUAUAUGUAUAAACAGUUCCUGUCUUUUGAAAAUGUGAAUAUUUUACCAUACGGAAUAAUAUGAAUA
This is a messenger RNA of Nerophis lumbriciformis (worm pipefish), 6357 nucleotides long. Its product is annotated as RNA polymerase II elongation factor ELL2-like. Gene Ontology annotation, molecular function: cis-regulatory region sequence-specific DNA binding. Lineage: Eukaryota; Metazoa; Chordata; Actinopteri; Syngnathiformes; Syngnathidae. Gene Ontology annotation, biological process: positive regulation of transcription elongation by RNA polymerase II; snRNA transcription by RNA polymerase II; transcription elongation by RNA polymerase II. The record is from RefSeq and is a predicted model, not a curated record. Gene Ontology annotation, cellular component: transcription elongation factor complex.